GCGUGAAGGACAUAACCUGGGGUUGCUCCACAUGACCCAAACUCAAACCGGUUCUUCCCGUUCUGCAAGGUGCCUUCAGUCUUCAUGCAUCGCGUCUUUGUUUACGGCUCCCUAAAGAGGGGCCAACCCAACUACCCCUACAUGACAGACAGCCGUUAUGGAAAGGCCGAGUUCCUCGGUACCGCCGUCACCGUCCAGAAGUAUCCACUGGUGAUCGCUACCAAUUACAACAUCCCCUUCCUCCUUAACCUCCCAGGCCAAGGCAACAGAGUCCAUGGAGAAAUCUACCAAGUGGACGGAAAGAUGCUUGAAUUCUUGGACAGUUUUGAAAAUAUCCCCACCAUGUACCAGCGGACUGUAGUGGAGCUGGAAAUCAAGAUGGCGGACAAGGAGGAGAAGCUGUCGCCUGGAAGCAUCAUGGAGGCGUUUGUGUACAGCACCACCACCUACCAACCGGACUGGCCAUCACUGCCCACCUACGACAACUACGACUCCAACGGAGACCACGGGCUAAAAUUCAUGCUGAGGGAAGACAGAAAGUGGGCUUCAGUCGAGUGAUGCUCAUAACUAGAUUCCCCUGAAAAUUACUAACACAAAACAGGCAAUAUUUUUCUCAGUAAAGUGCAGAAAGCCAAGAAACCAGCUGUAAUCUGUCAAUAUUUAGAAAGCAUACCUGCUAAGUGCAAAUCAACAAAAUUGUUUAAUAUUAAAUGAUCAACAAGCUGCAUUAGUGCUGCAGUUCAGUAUCUUUUUUAAAUCUUCUUUUAUUAAACCAUUUUCGACAGAUGCAAGAAUCAGUGUACUGAUCUAUACAAACUGUAUCUAUAAAAAUAGAAAAAUAACUUUACUACUAUUCCCAUGCGU
Xiphophorus maculatus (southern platyfish) is the source of this 864-nucleotide messenger RNA. Its product is annotated as gamma-glutamylaminecyclotransferase C-like. Gene Ontology annotation, molecular function: gamma-glutamylaminecyclotransferase activity. Bases 85 to 558 code for a protein of 157 amino acids. The record is from RefSeq and is a predicted model, not a curated record. Lineage: Eukaryota; Metazoa; Chordata; Actinopteri; Cyprinodontiformes; Poeciliidae. The transcript has 2 exons.